GAAAUUUUCACACGUUUGUCACGUGAAAUCUGUCACUGGACUGUUGGGUUGACCUGUAUAUCGGAGAACGUUCGACGCAGCCGUCCUAUCCGCCACCGGGCAGAUCCUUCACCGCCACCACCACCGACGCCACUUCACUUACUACUCUUGUGUCUGAUUCACCUGUGCAACCGGUCUGUUCCACACGAAGACAUCUUACUCUCUGUGACUGGUACCUUACUCAACAUUGUGCGUCAUCGUUCUAUUUCCAGCCAAGUGUCUCUUUGGUGGACUUCACCUUCUUCACAGAUGCAGGACGGGUUGUUUGUGUCACCAGCAAUCGCCAGACAAUCUCAUUCUUGCAUGGAGCGAUCCUCCAGCCUCUCACGCCUCCCGGUUUUAGACACCGCUCCCUCACUCACCACAACCGAUGACUGGAUACACGAUGAUAGCGCUCAUCACAUUUCUCGUGCAGGUCGUGCUCACAGCUCGGAUCGUCAGGAAUCUUGUCUCAUUCCCUAUUCAAACAACGACGCCAGCGUUGCGGAGACUUUGGUGACUAUCCUACUCCGGACAUGGCGAUGCCGUCCUGGAACCUUGGGCCUCCGCUUGUUCACUCGCACCUGCUGUCUACUCGCCCUCUUGUGUGAAGCUCUUCCACCGGACGUGCUUCUAUCCCAUUCCCUGCUGUCAAUCUUCUGUCAGCUGUCCGACUGUCUUCAUCGACGAUCCAUUUGUAGCACUUCUUCGAGUAUCCAGCUCCCCAAUUCCCGGUCGGAUGCGGUCGAUCACUCAGCCACGUUGCUUGAACUAUCAUCGGAACGCAGAGCAAGGCAGCUCUCUGUUCUGCGUUGCUCUUUAAGGUGAGCACACAACCGUUGUCCGCGCUAUCGUGAGUGUUCUUUUUCCUCAAGCGCCGUACUAC
Molecule: messenger RNA, 904 nt
Organism: Dicrocoelium dendriticum
Lineage: Eukaryota; Metazoa; Platyhelminthes; Trematoda; Plagiorchiida; Dicrocoeliidae
Source: the annotation of a GenBank genome assembly